Messenger RNA from Protopolystoma xenopodis, 429 nucleotides. NCBI's taxonomy places the organism in Eukaryota, Metazoa, Platyhelminthes, Monogenea, Polystomatidea, Polystomatidae. The record is from the annotation of a GenBank genome assembly.
AUGGAAAUGCUCCUGAAUACCUAUUCAACUAGUACUGAUGUGGAGCAGCUGAGCCUGUCCACUGCCCAAUACGACUCAGGCUCAGACUUAAACACAGUUGCUCAUGACCCUGAGAAUCCCCAUUGGUCACAGUUCAGCUGUACCUCACCUCCACAACCUCUGGCCACAGAGACCUCGAAAACCGAGACUGUACUCAAUGAGGCCCAGGCCGUAAUCGACUGUGGAACCGAUUCAUCCGACCUGAAACACGUCUACCACGAAAAGUCCCACUUUAGGGACAGCCAGACUUCACCAGUGGCAAAUGCACAAAAGGCAUAUGCCUCCAUUAGCCAAAAACAGGUUGAAGCUUGGAUCGGCUUGGCCGAAAAUGAAACUGGCGGAGGGAGAAUAGCAUAUUCACAAGCCAGCCAAGUUGGAAAUCCGAGGUAA